CUAGAUUCAAAACAGCCUGAUCACGUGGAGUCGUGAGCUGCGAAGAGGCGGUGGGCUUAUUUCAGACUUCACGAACACAAUUUAUGACCCAGAACACUUCAGGCUCGUCUAAGUACAGAGUUCAGCCAGUGUUUAUUCUCCUGAUCCCGUUUUUACUGUUGGAAAUAUUCAGUCGAGUAGUUGCGAAAUAACGUUGCUUCUCUUGAACACACCCCAGUAAACAGCAUGGCGCCCCAGUCUGGCCACAGCGGGGCUGACAUGUAAAGGGCUGGACCCUCCUGAUGGGUGUGGACGAAGACGCUUCUCAUCCGUCUGACUCUGCGACUGCGGGAGGAAGACAGCUUCUCCAGCUGCAGCCAGGAGACGAUCACAAUGGACCCCUCCGACCACAAGCACUUCACGGUGGUAGACUAUGUGGUUUUUGCCAUCUUGCUCGCCGCCUCCAUGGGCAUCGGCCUGUACUACGCCCUGUCCGGCGGCCGUCAGCGCACCACACAGGAGUUCCUGAUGGCAGACAGGAACAUGCACUGUCUUCCUGUUUCCCUGUCGCUCAUCGCCUCGUUCCAGUCCGCCGUGGCGAUCAUCGGCGUGCCGGCGGAGAUCUACACCCACGGGACUCAGUACUGGUUCAUCGGCUGUGCCUACUUUCUGGGUCUUCUCAUUCCAGCUCAAGUUUACAUUCCAGUGUUCUACAGACUGCGGCUCUUCAGCACUUACCAGUAUCUCGAAAUGCGCUUCAGUAAAGCAGUGCGUAUCUGUGGAACUUUGACCUUCAUCUGUCAGAUGGUUAUCUAUAUGGGAGUCUGUGUUUACACUCCUGCCUUUGCACUUAAUGCAGUUACUGGGUUUGAAUUGUGGGGAACAGUGCUGGCCACUGGGCUCGUGUGCACGUUGUACACAACAAUGGGUGGUUUGAAGGCCGUCAUCUGGACAGACGUCUUUCAGACACUUGUGAUGUUCGCUGGGCAGCUGGCUGUCAUCGUGGUCGGGGUGCAGAAGUCUGGAGGAGUGUCGGAAGUCUGGAGGAAAGUCUGGGAGGGAAACCGCAUCUCUGGUCUUGACCUGAACCCAGAUCCUACAGAGAGACACACAUUCUGGACUCUGGGGGUGGGCGGGAUCUUCCUCAUGCUGUCCCUGUACGGAGUGAACCAGACUCAGGUGCAAAGAUAUCUCAGCUCGCGCACAGAGAAGGAGGCUGUCAGGUCCUGCUACAUGGUGUUUCCCUCCUUGCAGCUGGCUCUGGCUCUCAGCUGUGUGAUGGGCCUGGUCAUGUUUGCAUGUUACUGUGGCGAAGAUCACUCCGACAAACUGGGCUCCCACUCCACGGAUGCGAUGGUGUUAUACUUUGUGAUGGACAUGCUGCAGGGUCUGCCUGGACUUCCCGGACUGUUUGUUGCUUGUCUAUUCAGUGCAGCUCUCAGCACCAUCUCCUCUGCCUUCAACUCUUUGGCCACUGUGACAAUGGAAGACCUCAUCAAACCACAUUUUCCAGCCAUGACGGAGGCCAGAGCGAUCCUGCUGUCCAAAGCCUUAGCUAUGUCCUAUGGGCUGCUGUGUCUGGCAAUGGCCUAUCUCACCCACCUGAUGGGUGAUUCAGUUCUACAGGUGGCUUUAAAAAUCUUCGGGAUGGUCGGGGGUCCUAUUCUGGGUGUGUUCUCUCUCGGGAUGUUUUUCCCCUGGGCCAACUCCACUGGAGCGUUGGCCGGUCUGGGCGCCGGCCUCUCCGUGGCUUUGUGGGUCGGCAUCGGGAGCAUCUUCACUCGUAGCCCCGGCACGAGGCCGCCGCCGCCUAACUGCAGAGUCGACCUGCUGUCAGACAACCUGACUGCUGUCAUUCAGACUGCAAUCAGCAGCAAUCUGAGGUAUAGAUUACCCUGUGUGAGUGUGUGGUUAAUAUGUUUAUUGCGGUCAUAUCCCAACCUUAAUCCUCUCUCUCUGCUCUUCAGCCGACCCACUGGAUUGAAGCGGUUUUAUUCCCUGUCCUACAUGUGGUACAGUGCGUUCAACUGCUUCACAGUCAUUGUGAUAGGCCUGAUCAUCAGCUUUCUCACAGGUCCUAUGAAAGAGGAGGACGUGACACCAGGCACAGUCUUUCCCUUGAUGGGGAAACUGCUGUGUUUUCUACCUGAACACCUGAAAAAGAAGCUGUGCUGUGUGACUCCACUGGGACAGACGCUCUCAACACAACAAACGCUGCCUCCGCAAUCCAAAGAAAAUAACGGAUCGGCCUCACGACGAGAAGACGGAGCAUCUCAGGACGAGACGGAGAGCUUUCUUCCGGAUGCUCAGACGCCUUAUGUGGAGCAUGAAACAGCCGUGUGAUGAAGUCUCUCGUGUGUCGGGUUAGAAAACCUCAUCGGACAGAGCACUUUGCCAAACAACACAAUCGUAUAUACUGUUGAAUUUGUGGUUAGAGAUUGAGAUUUGCACUGUAAUGCUUCUGCACGCUGAAAGCUAAACAAUGUUUAGUCAGAAGUUGUUUUUGAAUAGUCUACUGGCCUCUUCAUGGUGUUUCAUAAAAGAUCGACGAUCGUGCAGCUGAGCCUCAGAGGUUGACUGAUAAUCAAAUGUUUGAUUUUCAUACCGUGACGUUGGAUCACACGCAGUUGGGUCCAAACAUGUGAAGAUGCUGCUGUCUGAGAAUCAACAUCCAGUGAACUUUACAUCAACAGAAAUGUUUUAUAACUGGAUUUUCUACUGCACAUACUUGACUGUUGUUCAGCACUACUGCAGCUUCAUGAAUGUUAAAAAAAAAAAACGUUUCUGAGAAAGAAUAAAGAUUUUGUAUUUAA
Messenger RNA from Pleuronectes platessa (European plaice), 2792 nucleotides. RefSeq names its product solute carrier family 5 member 6 (gene slc5a6b). The coding region runs from base 373 to 2322 and encodes 649 amino acids. Gene Ontology annotation, molecular function: sodium-dependent multivitamin transmembrane transporter activity. Gene Ontology annotation, cellular component: membrane. The transcript has 15 exons. Lineage: Eukaryota; Metazoa; Chordata; Actinopteri; Pleuronectiformes; Pleuronectidae. The record is from RefSeq and is a predicted model, not a curated record. Gene Ontology annotation, biological process: sodium ion transport; pantothenate transmembrane transport; biotin transport.